Molecule: messenger RNA, 312 nt
Organism: Miscanthus lutarioriparius
Lineage: Eukaryota; Viridiplantae; Streptophyta; Magnoliopsida; Poales; Poaceae
Source: the annotation of a GenBank genome assembly
AUGACUUGGGCUGUUGUGGAUGAGGCUAUUGGUGCAACUCAGGGUCUAGAGGAACGUAACUUGCCUAGGGCUGCUGCUACUCGUGCUGCUGUUGCUGCCCCUGUGAGGUGUACUUAUGCUAGGAACAGAAAGCGUCCAAGGGACACAGUGACUCAAGAUAUUGAUGAAGUUGAUGAUGAAGACCAAGAUCAGCAUGUAGAUUCAGCAAUAGCAAUGGAGGAGGAUGAAGAAUCUGCACCAACUGAAACUGGAGAUGGACCAACUGGAGAUGGAGAUGGAGGCUUCACUUUUAAUAUUGAUUUGCUUAAUUAG